UCCUCUGAUAAGAGUGAGCUGCUGACACAUGAAUAAGCCCAUUUAAGAGCCUAGCCUACACAUUAACCUGGAAUAUACCAACCUUUUUAGAGCCAUGCUUCCUUUUGCCAUUUUCUGCUCUGUUAAAAGUGGUAACAGCAACACAGGUGCACAACAAAAUGUCCAUAUGUGCUUCAGUGCAUGCUUUUGUGAUAAUUCUUAGUAUCCUGGUUUUUGCUAUUACUGUUUUCUUCAGUGCGACAGCUGCUUCAGCUUCCAGUGAUGGUAUUUUCUUAUCAACAACCAAAAAUAUUUCUGCAAAGUUCUUUUUGGAGGUCACCCCUGACAAAUGGACAUUUUCAGUGUGGGUAAUCAUUUACUCGUGGAAUGGACUUUGGCUUGUGUACAGUCUCUCUACACUGUUUCGAAGGAAUAAACUGGGCCCUGUUUUCUGCAAACCAGACAUUCUUCCGAUUGAAUUCUAUAUAAUAUGGUGUUGCAGCAAUUUGUUUCACAUUGCAUGGCUCAUUCUUUGGGACAGAGAGUACAUUACAGUGGCCAUGAUUUUCUAUGCACUGAUCCCAUACACAUGCUAUAUGAUGCUGGCUAUUUCUCAUCAGAACUGUUACAAGCAUGGACUCUGGCUGAGUCUCUACAGCCCAUGGGAUUUAUGGUCCAUACGACUGCUGGUACACAAUGGGUUAGCAGCAUAUGCAACAUGGACCUCCAUAACUACAGCCAUCACCUUUGGCACAGUGCUGAAGUACAAGGCAGGAAGUGAAGACUCUGGCAUUAGCACUGCUGUGCUGUGUUCACUGUUUUAUGAGCUUAUACUAUGGUUCUUGCUGGAAAAUCUAAUCUUUGAAAGAUAUGUGCGUUACACAUUCACUGUGUAUCCUGUGGCCAUAUUAGCCAUGGCAGGAAUUUUGACAAAGAAUACAAAAUUUGAUGAACGUAACACAAACCAAGUAUUCACUGUUGUUCUUUUGGCUACCAGUGUUAUAGCCUUUGUGAUUCGCUUUUUAUCUGCUUUAUGUUGUGGCAAGUUCAGACCUCUGUAUCCCUCAGAAAAUCCGUACACAUCAAACAAAUCAAUGAAGUCUACUACACACUUUUCUUCCGUUGACCAAGAUGUUCACAUUUCCAGUGCGACUGACAAUACUGCCUUUGAAGAGGACAAUGAUCAGCUGUCUCGGGUUGAAAGAACUAUACCAGUGUGACUCACAUACAUCGAUCAAACACAGAUUUGAAGUCCUUCUGUAAAACAUUUAAACUAAAUGCAUUUUUUUGUAAGAAACUUCAUAUUACAGCAUACUCUUUAGUAUUAGUGCCACAGAUUAUAUUGCAUUUAUCAGACUGGUCCUGUCACUGUAUUUGAAGCAAGUUUAUCCUUUUAUGAGACAGUGCUCAUUAGUGGGAUUUUUUAAGUAAAACAAACAAAAUAUAAGCAUAAAAAGUGUAACAAGAGAAAGUUUCUAUAUAUGCCAUCAUACCUCUCAGCUGUACAGAUUUUAGCACAAUGUCCAGAUUUUUGUCUCACAUUUUUGGUCUGUUCCUCAUA
Messenger RNA from Protopterus annectens (West African lungfish), 1540 nucleotides. RefSeq lists its product as uncharacterized. NCBI's taxonomy places the organism in Eukaryota, Metazoa, Chordata, Ceratodontiformes, Protopteridae. The transcript is spliced from 7 exons. The coding region runs from base 159 to 1199 and encodes 346 amino acids. The record is from RefSeq and is a predicted model, not a curated record.